Molecule: messenger RNA, 2053 nt
Organism: Heterocephalus glaber (naked mole-rat)
Lineage: Eukaryota; Metazoa; Chordata; Mammalia; Rodentia; Bathyergidae
Gene: B4gat1
Product: beta-1,4-glucuronyltransferase 1
Biological process (GO): protein O-linked glycosylation via mannose
Cellular component (GO): Golgi apparatus
Molecular function (GO): glucuronosyltransferase activity
Source: RefSeq, a predicted model, not a curated record
UGCGCGCGGGGCUCGGUUCGCUUCGGGGAGCCUCGGGUGCGCUCGGCAGGCUGCGGUAAAUCCGGGCUUACGGCCGCUGUUAGACUCCGAGGCCCGGUGGUCCCUGCUGUGCGCCCCGAGCCCUAGGAACCAUGCAGAUGUCCUACGCCAUCCGAUGCGCCUUCUACCAGCUGCUGCUGGCCGCGCUUAUGCUCGUGGCAAUGCUUCAGCUGCUCUACUUGUCGCUGCUGUCCGGACUGCAUGGGCAGGAGGAGCAGGAGCAAUAUUUCGAGUUCUUCCCCCCGUCCCCGCGAUCCGUGGACCAAGUCAAGGCGCAGCUCCGCACCGCGCUGGCCUCCGGAGGCGUCCUGGACUCCAGUGGCGAUUACCGUGUCUAUCGGGGCCUCCUGAAGACCACUAUGGACCCCAACGAUGUGAUCCUGGCCACGCAUGCCAGCGUGGACAACCUGCUGCACCUAUCGGGCCUGCUGGAGCGCUGGGAGGGCCCGCUGUCCGUAUCAGUGUUUGCAGCCACCAAGGAACAGGCGCAGCUGGCCACGGUGCUGGCCUACGCGCUGAGCAGCCACUGCCCCGACAUGCGCGCUCGGGUCGCGAUGCACCUUGUGUGCCCCUCGCGUUAUGAGGCCGCUGUGCCCGACCCAAGGGAGCCAGGAGAGUUUGCCCUGCUGCGCUCCUGCCAAGAGGUCUUUGACAAGCUAGCCAGGGUGACCCGCCCCGGGAUCAAUUAUGCCCUGGGCACCAACGUCUCUUACCCCAACAACCUUUUGAGGAAUCUGGCUCGAGAGGGAGCCAACUAUGCCCUGGUGAUCGACAUGGACAUGGUGCCCAGCGAGGGGCUGUGGAGAGGCCUGCGGGAAAUGUUGGAUCAGAGCAACCAGUGGGGGGGAACAGCCCUAGUGGUGCCAGCUUUCGAGAUCCGCCGAGCCCGCCGAAUGCCCAUGAAUAAGGCAGAGCUGCUGCAGCUCUACCAAGUGGGGGAAGUGCGGCCCUUCUAUUACGGGCUCUGCACACCCUGCCAUGCACCUACCAACUACUCCCGCUGGGUCAACCUGCCAGAAGAAAGCUUGCUGAGGCCUUCCUACAUUGUGCCUUGGCAGGACCCCUGGGAGCCUUUCUAUGUGGCUGGAGGCAAGGUGCCUGCCUUUGAUGAGCGCUUUCGGCAAUAUGGCUUCAAUCGCAUCAGCCAGGCCUGUGAACUGCACGUGGCUGGGUUUGACUUUGAGGUGCUGAAUGAAGGUUUCCUGAUUCAUAAGGGCUUCAAAGAUGCCUUGAAGUUCCAUCCCCAAAAGGAGGCUGAAAAUCAACACAAUAAGAUCCUUUACCGCCAGUUCAAACAGGAGUUGAAGGCCAAGUAUCCCAACUCUCCCCGACGCUGCUAAUUCCUUCCCUUCCCUAGUCUGAGAAGUCUCAGCCUCUGGCUCCUCAGGCCACACCUCAGGCCUGACUGGGGUAAGAAAUGUCACUCCACUUUACAGAGGUAGAUGUGGAGUUGGAACACUGGACUUGAAUAUGGGGUGCUGGGAGCAAAUCCUAGCUUUACCACUAACUAGCUGUGUGGCCUUGAGCAAAUCCCAUUACCUCUCUGAGCCUCAGUUACCCUGUCUGUAAAAAGGGAGGUGAGAAUGCCUACCUCACAGAACUUUUGGGAGGCUCAGAUGAGAUGCUGUAUGUAAAAACAUUCUGUAAGCUUCGUACAAAUGUGAAGUAUUAAUAUUAUUACAGUAUUAUUGUUAUUAUUGUUGUUAUUAACAAUCUUGGGUGAAUGGGUAGUAAGAGCAAAACGUAUGAAUGAGACAGAGCUGAGAAGUCUGAGUACUUAAUGAAAUGGGCCUUUUGGAAAGGAAUCAAGAUGAAAGCACAGAGUUUAAUUCUUAACUCUUGGACUGAAACAUAAACUUAGUGGUUCUUCCAGGCCUCUGCCCACAGGCGCUCUGGAGGAGGGAAAGGUCUGCAGGCUCUAUAAGGGACAAUCUGAGAUCUGUACCCUCCGUUGGGCUGGGCUGGUUAUUUGCCUUCGAAUUACAAUGUGUAAAUAAACGAGUGUUCACAUCCA